AUGUUCAAAAGUUUACUGGAACGUAUGAAUAUUGUGAAUAUGGUUUUUAAGACAGAUCAGUGGUUUGGAGUUCUACUUUUAUGUUCAUCAACUUUUAAAGCUAGUGGUGUACAGAUAACAACCAAUGUAUCAACAAUGGUUGAUCGUAAUGUUAAUGCACAGUCUGUAGCUGAUAGCAUGAACUACAAUAUUGACGUAAAUAGAUAUAGCCUAGACCUUAAUGGAAUAACGUCCUUAGUGUUUGAAAUAAACACAUGCACGUGGGCACAUGUUCUUCUGUCAAGUUCAGGUGUCAGAAACUCAUCAGAACCAUUUUAUGAUAUUGCUUUUUUGGGCAGGUGGAGACAUUAUAUUCGGAACUGGGAUUAA
Messenger RNA from Mytilus trossulus (common blue mussel), 369 nucleotides. RefSeq lists its product as uncharacterized. NCBI's taxonomy places the organism in Eukaryota, Metazoa, Mollusca, Bivalvia, Mytilida, Mytilidae. The transcript is spliced from 3 exons. Bases 1 to 369 code for a protein of 122 amino acids. The record is from RefSeq and is a predicted model, not a curated record.